AUCAUGUCAAUUAUAAAUUUAAAACAAAAACAAAACACAAAUCUAACCUAAAUUGUCAGUUAAUGAAAAUCUGACUUUUAGUUGAUGUUUUAAUUUAAAAUUAAAUCGUGUUUUAAGUGUGCAUUAAUCAUGACACAAAGACAAAUAAAAACCGCUCCGCAUGGACUUCACCUCGAUUCUUUGGUAUGUGAAAAAUACAUGAACAAAAUAGCAAAUCGAGAAAAACAAAUUAACCAAAUAUUAUCAGCAACUGCAAGAGGUAGGGAGAAAAUUAAAUCACCAAUAAAUGAGCACCGGGAUAUAAAACCUCGACCUAAUGUAAGACAGCAAAAUGUAUCUCCAACACUGACAAAGAAUGCAAAGAGAAAUGUAAUGCAAUAUGCAGAUGAUUCUGCAUUAGUGGAAGGAUCAGUAAAACCAUCUAAUAGACAACGAUCGAAAUCAACAGCUGAUAGGGAGUGUUGGAGUCAAAUGCUAAAAGAACAUAAAGGUGGUGAUAAGUUUUCUGUUUUUGGAAGUUUUGAUCCUCUUCGUACCUUGCAUUUUCUAUCUAAAGAAUUACAACUGCAGUUACAUACGAUUUUGCCAGAUGACGAUAAAGUCCAAGGAAUAGUUUCUGAUAUGCAAUAUGCCUUGAAGAGGGUCCCACCUGAAAUAGCAUCACAAGUUCAUUUACUACAAGGUCUAGAAAUUCUACAGGGAAAAGGAAAACUUCCUAUUGGAAAGCAUAUUCGAGAGGAAAUAGAAACAUUAGACUGCGGUGUACAAACUGUUAAUAUAAAAACUUUCGAGAAUAGCGAAAAGCUGCAAAAGAAAAUGGCCGAAGGUACGUUAAAAUUGGAAUCCAGUUGUAGACAAAUGGAAAAGAUUUGUACGGAUUUGAAAAAGGAAAAAAAUGAAUUGGAAGACGAAUUAGAUGAAGCUAAAGACGAAAUUGAGUUGUUAAAGAAGAAAAUCAGUAAGUUGGAACACGAAAAUAACGAAGUCCUCAAUCCUCGUAUUAAUUCACUAGAAGGCGAAAAUCGCGCACUCAAUAACCAACUCAAAACUCUAUCGUCUAAUUCGAAUAACCAAUUCGAGCACACGGUUAACAAUCUCAAGUCUCAAAUUGCUGAGCUGAGAUGUCAAAAAAAUGCUUCGGAACAGGAAAACAAUAAGCUCAAACACCAAAUUAAAGUGGGCGCUUUAGAAAGGGAAAAAUUCAUCGCUGUAUUGACAUUGAGGGACACGCAAAUCAAUGAGAUUCGAACAGAAAUGAGCCAGUUGCAAGAGCUUGUUAACGAACAACUCAUGGAAGUGCAUAGCAAUGCUUUCGAAGGGGCUCCUAAUGCAGAGUGCACUGGUUCCAACUGUCCCGACGGUAAACCAGACGAUAAAAUGGGAAAAAAUCUUUUUGCUGAAGAUAAUACAUUGUCUACAAUUCUAACAAAUGAAGAUUUUGCUAGAGGGCCUAGGAAUAAUAUGUCUUCCAAUUCUUUCAAAGAGUUACAGUCUGGUGAAAUUGAUAUGCCGAAUAUUCCUGAUUUAGAAAAUAUGAUAAAAUCAUUGCAUACUCAAGAUCAAAAAGUUCAAGAUCAAAUAGCCGCAUUAGAAAAGUUAGAUUCCCAUUCUAGUAUCAAGACAAUGUUUGAUGAAAUUAAAAAAACUGCAUAUGCCGUCGCCAAAUCUCAAAGAAGUAACAAAUAUAGUUGAAGACUGUGAGUUAUAAUCUGUGAUGUGACCCGUUUGAGUAAUGAGAGUCGAUGUUUUUUUUAUUGUGUUGUAAUUAUAACUUUUUCGAUAUUGAAAAAAUAAACAAUUUCAUUUUUUUUUUCUAACGUCACUAAUGUGUACUGUACAAUUUUAAAUGUUGAACAGGACUUUUCAUUUUGACUGAUAGGUUAGGUUGAAAAUGAGUGGAAUGAUC
Messenger RNA from Psylliodes chrysocephalus, 1906 nucleotides. The record is from the annotation of a GenBank genome assembly. Lineage: Eukaryota; Metazoa; Arthropoda; Insecta; Coleoptera; Chrysomelidae.